Messenger RNA from Pseudo-nitzschia multistriata, 1234 nucleotides. NCBI's taxonomy places the organism in Eukaryota, Bacillariophyta, Bacillariophyceae, Bacillariales, Bacillariaceae. The record is from the annotation of a GenBank genome assembly.
CUGGAUCGAAGAAAAUGUAACAAUUUUUUCUUCGUUUUAAAUUUUCAUGAAUACAGCGAUCCAUGGCGUAUUGUAUCAGCAUUAGUAUUGCAACCGUGGUAUUUUUUGCUUUUCAUUUCCACAAUCCGCACAUUUACGCAUUUCAAAGCAGCGGCAGUGUAACGAGAAGAAGCGACCGGACUCCAACUAUCGGCGGCAGCAGAAGAGAGAGAAUGGUGGAUCUUGAUGAUAACAAAGACGAUGGAUGGGCCACAGUCCCGAAGAAGAAAAAGACGCCUUGCAAAAGCGGCGCCAAAAAUUGCAACGGUAACAAAUCAAAGGAACGAUACAACAAUCCAUAUAUCGAAGUCAUCGCCCCCACGAAAAGMAGCGAGAGCAACGUUGGGACCGAGCAGAGGCACCACGAUCAGCAACAUCACUAUGAACCCUUCAUGAUCCUGCUAGUAGGACUACCCGGUUCGGGAAAAUCCACGUUUUCGGAAAGCUUGGUAGCCUCCAUGCCCGAGAAAUUCUAUCGGAUCAACCAAGAUAAGUUAAAAUCGAGGCCGAAGUGUGAACGGAAGCUGAAAGAAGUCCUUUCCGUAUCACCAUCGCAGGUGCAGGAGCAAGAUCAGCAACAUCGUCGUCAACGCUUGUGCCCAAUCAUUGACCGGUGCAACUUCGAUGCAAUGCAGCGAUCGACUUGGUAUCGAUUAGCAAAGGAGGCGGUCGGACAAAGAGUUUCGUCGCCGUUGACGUUGACGAUGACGAAUGUUGUGUCGGAGGACGGGGACUCGCCAUCGAGCAAACAGGAGGAAGAAUCUCCCCAGAUCGCAGCAACUAUGACAACGAUAGAGUCGGCACUCGAAGGCACCAAUCUUUCAUCGUCGUCGUCGUCAUCACCAGCAACGAUGACAACAACGACGACUACUACUGCUACUUCUUCUUCUUCCUUAACAACCAAAGGAAUUCCAGUGGAUGUGGUUGUGUUGGACCUUCCCUACGAAGAAUGCUUGCGAAGGUGCCAGCUACGAAAGGGCCACGAAACCAUCAAAUCCCCCCACCAGGCCCAAAAGGUAUUGAAACAACUCCGAAGAGAGUGGAGCCCACCACACUAUAAAAAGAACGCCGACGAAAAAUCCAGCUUUAGAUCUCUCACAAUAGUUCGAACAGAGAAAGAACGAAAAGAAUGUCUGCUGCGAAUUCUGAACCAAACAAAUUAAUCGGCUCUGUGCAAUAAAAAUAGAACACCCAU